AUGAAGACAUCUUAUUCUGCUGGAGCUCAUUUACAGGCUGAUAAAUCUCCGGUCCAGAUAAGAAGCAGUGCUCAGCCUGGAGCCAAUGUUGUUGAAGUGAAAGCUGAAACAAGUGCAAGUGUAAAUGCUCCUGUACUCGCUGGAAGCACCUUUACUGGACCAGUACACUUCAUCUACAGCUCACAUGCUGCAGGAAACGAUAAACACAAAUCCUCAGAGACAGCAGAGAAUAACAGAGAAAAACAAGGCUCAGCUGCAGAGGACAGUAAAGCUACUCAUAAUGAUUACACAAAGAUCUUGAAGGACAAGUUAAAACAGCACUGUGAGCGAAUAUUGGUUGGUAAUUCACAGACGGGUCAUAAUAAAUACCUGGAUGAUAUUUACACUGAUUUAUAUGUGGUGGAGAAUCAGACUGGAGGAAGAACGAAUGAACACGAGGUGAGACAGAUCGAAUCAAAUCACAACCGACUGACUGCCAAAGACACGCCGAUCCAGUGUAAUGACAUGUUCAAAUACCAUAUGGGUCGACAAAACAGAAAAGUGCUGACAGUGGGGAUUGCAGGUGGGAAAACUGUCUCUGUCAAUAAAUUCAUCCUUGACUGGGCUAAAGGAAAAGAAAAUCAAGAUAUAGUCUUCAUUUUUCCACUCCCAUUCCGUGAACUGAAUUUAAUUAGAAAGGAGUACAGUCUCAUGGGAUUGCUUAACAAAUGCUGCUUUAGUGGCCUUAAAGAGCUGACAUCUCUUCCUGAAGAUGGCAAUAAGGUCAUGUUCAUCUUUGAUGGGCUGGAUGAAUGUCGCUUCACUUUGAGCUUUGAAGAGGGUGACAGCUUUACAGAUGUUAAUAAGAAAACCACAGUGAGUAAUAUAGUUACAACCCUAAUCAAGAAUCAUCUGGUUCCCUCUGCUCUCAUCUGGAUCACAUCCAGACCAGCAGCAGCCAGUCUGAUACCCCGAGAAUACAUUGAUCAGGUGACAGAGGUACGAGGAUUCAGUGAUGAGCAGAAAGAGAAGUACUUCAUCAAAAACAGCAGUCCUGAGGUUGCUGAAAACAUCAUCCGUCACAUCAGAAAAUUCAGAAGUCUGUACAUCAUGUGUCACAUCCCGGUCUUCUGCUGGAUCUCUCUCACUGUUCUUCAGCCUCUGCUGGUUCGAGAGAGCAAUGACAAAACACCCACAACCCUCACAGGGAUGUACACAAACUUUUUACUUUCUCAGAAGCAACAGAUGAAAACAAAAUAUUGCAAGGAUCCUAAAACUAAGGCUGAAGUCAUGUCUUUUGAUGAGAUUAUUCUGAAGCUUGGGAAACUGGCCUUUAAACAACUACAGAAAGGUAAUCUGAUUUUCUACAAAGAAGAUCUUGAGGAGUGUGGACUAGAUGUCAAUGAAGGGUCUGUGUACUCUGGGUUAUGCACCCGGAUGUUUCAGGAGGAAAAAUCUAUAUCAGAGAGAAACGUUUACAGCUUCAUACAUCUCAGCAUCCAGGAAUUACUUGCUGCUCUCUAUGUGUUUUUUAUUAACAAAAACAAGAAAGCAAACCCAUUUCUUAAAUCCUGGAAAAAACUGACAUGUAUCCUGUCCAAAAAGCCACUGUUUGAACUUCAUAAAGCUGCAGUCAAGAAGGCUUUACAAAGUGAGAAUGGACACCUGGACCUCUUCCUCCGAUUCCUCCUGGGUCUUUCACUGGAGUCCAAUCAGAGAGACCUGAAAGAACUACUGCCAGCACUGGAGCUCAAAACAGAGAACAUCAAAGACACUGCUGACUAUAUCAAAAAGAAAAUAGAGAUCGAGGAAUCAACAGAGAGGACCAUCAAUCUCUUCUUCUGUCUAAUUGAACUGAAAGAUGACUUUGUGGAGGAAAUCCAGAAGAAUCUGAGCUCUGGAAAACUUUCAGAGCAGAAUCUCUCCUCUGCUCAGUGGUCAGCUCUGGUGUUUAUGCUCCUCAUGUCAGAAGAGACUCAGGAGAAAUUUGAACUGCAGAAAUACAAAAGACCUGAUGAAGCACUGAUGAGACUGCUGCCAGUCAUCAAAAAGACCAGAAGAGCACUGCUACAGUGCUGUAAUCUCACUGCUCAGUCUUGUGAGAGUUUGUCUUCAGCUCUACAGUCAUCAAACUCCUUUCUGAGAGAGCUGGACCUGAGCAACAAUGACCUGCAGGAUUCAGGAGUGAAUCUUCUUUCUGAUGGACUGAAGAGUCCAAACUGUCAGCUGGAGAUACUGAGGUUGUCUGGCUGUAUGGUGACAGAGGAGGGAUGUUGUUAUGUGUCUUCAGCUCUGACUUUAAACCCCUCACACUUGAGAGAGCUGGAUCUAAGCUAUAAUCACCCUGGAGAUUCAGGAGUCAAGCUACUCUCUGAAAAACUGGAGGAUCCAAACUGCUCACUGGAUAAAUUCAAUGUGGAUCAUGGAGGAGAAUCCAGGAUUACAGCAGGAAUAAAGAAAUGUACGUCUACACACACUCACACACACCUACACACACAAUUGUUUUUAUGCAUUGUGGGGGUCACCUGUCAGAAUUGCUACAUAAUGGGAACCACCCUUUCAUAUGAUCCUACAGAACUAAAAAAAAAAUAAUGUGACAAAAACUAAAAAGCCUGUUUCCCUCGCUUCAGAUUGCAAAUAUUUCACUACAAAAGUUAUAAACCUGACGCAGUGGUUACUUGUGGGGACAUUUCAGGUAUUGUGUAUAUCUGGGGUCUGCCAAACACACAACCAGUUUUUGGUCAUUGUAGGGAUUGAACUCACACUCAUUUAAACUGACUUCAACACAUUUUUAAAGCAGUUUGUAAAAAGACAAUCUACUUUU
Molecule: messenger RNA, 2803 nt
Organism: Cyprinus carpio (common carp)
Lineage: Eukaryota; Metazoa; Chordata; Actinopteri; Cypriniformes; Cyprinidae
Product: protein NLRC3-like
Molecular function (GO): protein binding
Source: RefSeq, a predicted model, not a curated record